This is a messenger RNA of Botrytis deweyae, 693 nucleotides long. RefSeq lists its product as uncharacterized. The transcript is spliced from 3 exons. Bases 1 to 693 code for a protein of 230 amino acids. The record is from RefSeq and is a predicted model, not a curated record. Lineage: Eukaryota; Fungi; Ascomycota; Leotiomycetes; Helotiales; Sclerotiniaceae.
AUGGCACCGCAUAUGUAUACUGAGACCCCACUUGCGCCAAUUAGUACGCCAAGAUUUAAAUCUGGGAAGACAGAUCCAUUCACGAUUGAAGCUUCUCAUAUGGCACUGAGUCAUAAUUCGUUCAUUCGCGGUUUCAACAGCAUAUACCAACAAGCUCCACGCAUUCAAUCCCCGGACGACAAAAAAGAUUUUGUGGGUUAUUGCAUUGCGUGGGUUGACUGUGUCGAUCAGCAUCACCACUAUGAAGAGACGGAAUUCUUCCCUGCUAUUGAAAAAGCUGCUGGUCGCAAGGGCUUGAUGGACGGUGCUGUCGAUCAGCAUGCGGCUUUCCACGACGGCCUAGAACGUUUCAAGAGUUAUGUCCAGGAAAAGGGAUCUAGUUUCUCAUCCAAAGAGCUCAUCCAGAUCAUGGAUUCUUUCUCUGAGCCAUUGUACAACCAUCUGAAGGAAGAGCCUCAAACAAUAGCGGAUCUCUCUCAGUAUAAUACUCCCGAAACACCUAUUGACAUCUUGGCCAUAGCUGCCGAAGCUGGCAAGAAACAAGUCAACAUUUCCUUCCUUUUCAAUAUACUUCCAGUCUUCUUCUUGAACAUGGAAAGUGUUGAAUUUGAGAACGGAUUGUGGCAUACAUCCUUUCCUCCUGUCAACAAACCAGUCAAAUGGCUUAUGACUAAAGGCGCUCCAAUGUGGUAG